AAACAAACUUAAAAUUCUGCUUCUGUCUGCAUUUCACUCUUGUCUCUGUUCACAGCCUGAAGUUCCUGCAGGUGUGUCUUUCCAGCUUUUUUGCAUCUCAGUGCCUUCAGCUUCUUACAAGGGAGCUUUGAAAACUUUGGGGGUUGUGUUGAUUUUAAGAAGUUCUCUCUGAGACUGCUGUAACACCUGGAGUUCAUGAUCAGCUGUUUUAAUAAAAAAACCCAUGGUCCUGCCUUCUCCUAAAUCUUCAUUGACAAAGGGUUUCAAUCACUCUUCUGGACUCUUGUCUUUCUUAUUCCUGUGCCUUGUUCACAAUCCACAUCCCUUUUGGUUAUAGCAGCUUUCCAGCUGAUUUCUCACCAGAUCCUCUUUCUGUCACCUUCUCCUGGCUAUGUCCUCUGCUUCCCUUGCUCUUCCCACAGCAGUGCACAUUCUGCCUGGUGUGAUGCAGGUUGGAGCGUGAAACCCAUUUAGUUUUGCUGUGAGACAAAAAGGUGUUUGAUUUCUACAGGGAAGUUUCAGCCUUUCUGUUUGGUUUGUGUUUCUAACCUGGAAGGAAAGGCCUUAAGUUGGAAGUUUGUAGAGACCCAGAAACAGCACCUGCUUGGAGGAGUGAAGCUGAGUUUCGCUCUCUUUGCUUCCUCAUCUUACUCUCUUGAUUGCCAUGCUCCAGAUUGCUUUUUCCCUGGAUCUGGCUUCCUUCUGGACAAGCCUUUUACAGCCCCUCACGCCAUGGCAUUGCAUCUGUCUCUGUAUCUGCACUGACUCUUCAGCAAUCCAGUUCUCUUCCUAAGUGGGACCCAGUCUGCUGUUCUCCUGUCCUACCUGACUGUGUUCAAGGAUGUUACUUUAGAAUCUUAGAUGUAAAGAAUUUAUGGGGUUAUUUGAUAACUGGGGACAAAAUUGUCAUUAAUGCCACAUAACUGUCAUCAGGGCAACUGAAUGGGUGACUUCAUUACAGCAAGGUGUUACAAAUGUAGACCAAUUCCUGCCUUAAUAAUUAAUGAACUAGUGACCAGUGUUUGUUAGAAAGUGGUUUUAUUUUUCUUUGUGCAUGUGGUGUUAAGAAAUAUCAAAUGAGGUUAGGAAGUAACUUGGGGGAGUUUUUGCUGCUUCUUUCUUCUAAUUUUCUUAUAAUUCUUGUUUUGCAAGACUCUGCACAUCUUACCCCCAUUUCCAGCUUCCCUGUUCUCUCUGUGAGCUGGCAUUGAACCCUCUGGCUGUGCUGUGCUUUGGAUGCCCUUUGUUCAUGAGCAGUCUUGUUUCAUUUGGUGGUUCUCAAUUCACAGAACAUUGUAAAAUGCUGUCAUGGUUUGAGGAUCAAAGCUCAAAUUCCUCACUGCUGUCUUGGAGGGGUUUUCAGUGCAGUGGGAGGCGCAACUGGACUGCGGCCAGGGACCUGCAGAGAUACAGAAACCAUUACCCAGAUUUGAAAGAACCAGAGUAUGAGGAGGAAGAAGAGAUGUGGAACUUAAGCUUUUAUAAAAAUGAGAUUGCUUUUCUGCCUCACGGUGUGUUUAUUGAAACUCUGCUUUCAUGUUGGGGGGACAAGUACGAAACGCUGGAAGAAAACCAUUCUUACAUACAGUGGCUGUUCCCUUUGCGUGAACAUGGGAUGAACUGGCAUGCCAGGCAGCUCACCUGUCAGGAAAUCAAGGCCUUUAGGAAGUCCAAAGAAGUUAUGGACAGGUUUAUCCGUGCUUACAAGAUCAUGCUGGGAUUUUAUGGAAUCAAUAUGGUCAACGAAGAAACUGGAGAACUUGAGAGAGCAGAGAAUUGGCGUGAACGAUUUGAAAACUUGAACAGGUUCAGCCACAACAAUUUGAGGAUUACUCGCAUCCUGAAGUGCCUGGGGGAAAUGGGAUAUGAAGACUAUCAAGUGCACUUGGUGAAGUUUUUCCUCACAGAAACUCUUGUCGAGGAGACAUUACCAAAUGUCAAGAGAAGUGCCUUGGAUUACUUCUUGUUCACUGUCAGAAGCAAAGAGAAGAGGAGAGAACUUGUCCACUAUGCUUGGCAACACUUCAAACCUCAGAGCAGCUUUGUGUGGGGGCCUCGUGACAAACUCCAGAAGUACAGACCCCGCUCUGCCAAGCCACAGCGACACCAAAGGCCCGAGGAUAAACAGGACACUCUGUGUCAAAAGUGUGAUUCUGUGGAGAAGGAUCAGAACCAGUCUCCAGAGGUGGAACAGAAAGCUGGAGAUGCUGCAAAGUUGCAGCCUGAAAUGAGUGAUGAACACGUGAAGAAGAUAAGCAAAUAUGUUUUGAUGGUAGGAGAUGAUGAAGAGAAGAAAGCAGCUUUAUUUGCCCAGCUGGAGGAAAAGGAUUUAAAAAGUGAAGCUGAAGAAGUGCAUGGUACAGCAGAGAAUGACUGCACAAAGGAGAGCAAGAAGAGAAAACUGAAUGCAAAUCUGGCAGAUGCUAAAGGAGAUGGAUCAUUGAAAACCUCUGCUGAUAUUGAAAACAUUUCCCAUAAUCUGGGAGAGUGUGCAAUUGAUGCAGAGAUCCCCUCCUCAGACCCAGUCUCCCAGGCAGAAGAGAAGCAGGAAGCACUGAAGGAAGAAGAUUCAAGCACCAAAGAGCCGGCGGCGCCGGAGGCCACGGACGCAGCUGUGAAACGCAGGAAAGUUGAUAAAAAAACACUGAGAAACAAACCAGUCAGCUUGGCCAUAAACCUGAGCAUGGAGCCCUCAGCCUCUGAUGCCAAGGCAAAUCCUGCUGCUAACGGUGAGGCUGGAGAAGAAAAUGCCAGUGAGAAAAGUGCAGAUGUGGAAGUGCCAAGUGAGAAGGGGGGUGGUGAUGCAGGUGAUGGGGCUGUGAGAUCCCCGGCUGAUGCCAGGGCCCCCAGGACUGGCUGCACUGCUCCAAGCAAGGAUGGCUGGAAGUCGAGUGGAGCUCAAGACUCAGCAGGGGAUGAUCAGCACCACUGCAACAGCAAACUCCAGGGGGGUGAAAGUGAACUAGAUGGGCUAGAACAGCAGGAAAUGGAAGGUGAGAAAGGACAAGCAGAGGACACAGACAAGAAGCAAGCUCCAGAGAGUCAUGAGCAGAGCACGACACCCACUUGUCCUGAAGAAAGCAGUGCUGAGGUCCCACCAGAAAAAGGUGAAGGCUCUGAGGAUGCAGCAGAGUGUUGUGGAGAGCAGGGAGCAGCAGAGUGAGAGCAGCACAGCAAGUGCCCGAGCCAGCGGAGAUGACACUGCCCUGUCUGCUGGGACCCAGCUUUGGUGGCUUGGAGAACUGAAUAAAUGUCCUGUGGGAUGAUCCAGCUUGCCCCUAUCUUGCUUUCCACUCUUCCAUGUUUUUUUAAUCAUCUCUAGUAAACUCACUGAGAUCCAGUUCUUGGUUACCCUGAAGAGGAAAACUCUUCAUUUGCUCAUCUUCACGGACAGGCCAUGUCCUGUUCCUGGGUUUUAUCUGAUGUUCAGGGCUAUCUUGGAGCAACGGGGAUUUUUGCACUUUGCUUUGAUUCUGGUAAUGUCCCUGCUGAAAGAGAAGAGGAAAACUGAUCUGUCUCCUUGUUUGAAUUACUUAACUUUUAUUAAAGACACAAUUUUUAAUGUAAGACAGCAUGACCUACUUUUUGCCAGGCCUUUCUACUGCUGUGUAACUUCUGUUUGUUAUUGUGAAAGGCUGUACCUUACCAGGAGAUUUUCCUGGCAAAAGUGCUAUUUCUCUAAAAGAGAUGAGUACAUGGAUUUCACAUGAUGUCAGUAUAGAUGUCUCUCCUCCUGUAAGGAAAGUAGGUUUGGCUUUAGACUGGCAUAAAAAACUGUAGCCAAAACGUGUCUCUGACCAGCAUGAACCUUUGUGUACUGAUUCUGUUCUCUGAGGUGCAGAGUGCUGAGUAAUUAUUUCUCUUUAUCCCCACAGAGGUUGCUUUGUAGUUCUUGUUAGAGUUGAGACUACAAAUUGCCUACUGGUUUCUAAGAGUAAAAGCUCCAAGUUUUGCAUAAAACUCUUCAGAGUGCUCUUCCCCAGAUUUUCCCACCACUUUUAGACCCUUUAUAGUCUUCCACAGAUUUUUGUGUCCAUGACUGUUUCAAAGGCCCUUGUCUUUCAGUUGCCAAAGCAGCACAAAUACUUCCCAGUGCAUUUUUUUCAGCUUUUGCUGGUAAUUUGCAGUGGCCUGGGGAGGCUCUUUCCUGCAGGCCAAUGGCAUGAUGUUUGAUGUGUCAGAUCCAACCUUUUUCCUACUUAGGGCAGGGUUGCUUUGCCUUUAAUGUCAGACAGCCAGGGCAUGUUCCAGUGCAGCAUGUCUGGAAACCACUGGGCUUUGUGGGGCAGUUAAUUGAAACGUUAAUUGGAGAGGCUAUGCUUGUCUGGUUCGUUUAUUUCCAGCCCUCAAGAAUUUACUUUCAGACCUUGCCAGCUCUUUGCCUGCCUCAGUGUUCCUGACCUCCCUGUCAGCUGUUCUGCCACACUUACACAAUAUUCCACCGAGGCUGAAGGAGCAUUAAAACAGUUUAGCACCUUCACUCCUACAAAUUUACAACAGAGGAUCUGUUUCAUGAAGCAGAGAAAAUUGUUAGCAGCAGCCCAAAGGUCUGAACUUGCUGUUUGCUCAGGUUGUUUGGGUUGGUUUUGAGGUUCUUUGGUGCUGUUUGGUUUCUGUUGAAGAUGGUCAGAGAGCAGAUACAGCAGCUUGUGCAAUGUCAGUGUUUUUCCUCUCUGCUACAGCUCUUAAGAAGCUUUAUCUUUCAAGGAAUUUCAAGGAGGGGUGAUUUGUCUUCCCAGACUGUAGAUUCUGAUCCAGCAUGCCACAUAUGUGUGUGGAAAUAAAAGUCUGCAAGCUUAACAUCUGAUGUUCAGGGUCACAUAAGUACUGAAAAAAGGCUUUAAUGUUUUUUAAAUACUUCUUUCUUCUUGAGAACAGAUGGAGUUAAAUAGCCAAUAAGAAUACACUUAACUACAGAUAUAAAUACUUGAAGAUGAUGAGUGAUAAUUCUUUCCUAACGGAUUCCUAAGAAUUGUUAAUUGUGGCUUUUGUACAGAUUUAUAGUAAUUUUCUUAUUUAAUGAACUUCUCAUUGUGAAUAUGUGCUCAUUUGGGGCAUUGAUCCUAUAUCUUGCUAUGGUGAGGUUUGGUUUUGUGUUUAAUGGGAUUUCACUGUGAGCCCCAGCCUGGAGUGAGUGCUCAGACCAGCCCCUUCCCUCCUACCAGGUUUAGUUUUGGCUGUGGGUGUGUGUGGUGAGUUCACAAAGUGUUUCCCAGCACUCAGAGCUGUAUCACAGAUUCUGUUAUGUUAAUUCCCCUAUUAAAGCAUGACUUUAAUGCA
Messenger RNA from Cyanistes caeruleus (blue tit), 5280 nucleotides. RefSeq names its product opioid growth factor receptor (gene OGFR). Gene Ontology annotation, cellular component: membrane. Lineage: Eukaryota; Metazoa; Chordata; Aves; Passeriformes; Paridae. The record is from RefSeq and is a predicted model, not a curated record. Gene Ontology annotation, molecular function: opioid growth factor receptor activity.